Brettanomyces bruxellensis is the source of this 1344-nucleotide messenger RNA. RefSeq lists its product as uncharacterized. The transcript has 2 exons. Lineage: Eukaryota; Fungi; Ascomycota; Pichiomycetes; Pichiales; Pichiaceae. The record is from RefSeq and is a predicted model, not a curated record. Bases 1 to 1344 code for a protein of 447 amino acids.
AUGCUCCAAGCCGGUUACAGCAGUCACCAGCCACACACAUUGCCACUUCCGAUGUCACAGCCACCGAUUCCGGUUAGUGUAAGGAUGCAGCAGAUGCAGCAAGAGCGAGAACGUCAAGUAGCAAAGCCGUUAGAAUUGCAAGCAAGGCAGCAGGCACGGUUGAUGCAGCAAUCACAGCCGAUACCACAAUUACAGCCAGUGCAACAAUCACAACCAGUGCAACAAUCACAACCAAUGCAACAAUCACAGCCGGUGCAACAAUCACAGCCAGUGCAACAAUCACAGCCAGUGCAACAAUCACAACCAAUGCAACAAUCACAGCCGGUGCAACAAUCACAGCCAGUGCAACAAUCACAACCAAUGCAACAAUCAUCAUCUCAGCUACUGCAGCUGCAAUUCCAACCCCAGCAGCAAUACUUGCAACCACAGAUGGUGGUACCGUACAGAACUCCGUACACCUACAACUACGGAGUCCCGGUUCUCCCACCCCCUCCAUACCCUGCCCCCGGACAGAUGGUAUAUGGAGCUCUGCCUGCAAGAAGAUACUCGGAGCAAUCCCUCGGUAUUUCCUCGGCAGGCGUGCCUUUUCGCAGCAUAGUCCGCAAGCCAGGAUCCGAACCCGUGCCUAGUAUUGACGGAAAGCAUGUCAACAAUCUGCAACGCUCGGAAUCAAAACUGUCGGUUGCAUCUGUGAACACACAGCCGGCAGUUUCGGCCCAGAGGCCGAUCACCAGCUUUCCGAUCACCCGAGCCUCGUCCACAUCUCAAACACAACUGCGAACUUCGCCAAUCCAGCACUCGUACCAGUCCCGGCAGCUUUCGCCGUACCCGUACCAGCCAUACGGGGCAGAUGGGCCGUACAUGCACCCCGUGGCCUACGGGGCUGCCCCGGACCCUACUACGCCUACACCGGGCAGCCCCCGGUGCAGCCAGGAUACGCCUCUCCGCUCUACGUGGGCCGCGGAAACGUUUACCCCGGUGGCCUGGUGCCCGGCGGCCUGCAAAGAGUCGUCGUCCCGCCCUCCGGCACCCCGGCCGUGGCCGAAAGACCAAGAACCAUCUCAAAAAGAAGAUCUACCACCUCCAGGAAAAAUAGAAGCUGCUCCAUUUGCCAUAAAGUGUUCAACCCCCUUUGUAUGCGAGUGGAAAAACUGCGGCAAACGGUUUUCCGUCCGCUCCAAUAUGCUUCGCCACAUGCUGAUUCACAGGCGUGAGGAACGCCGGAAGAAGAUCCGGAAUAAGGAUUCUCGGCAGCCCAAGAAGGAGGCAGCUGCCGAAAAGAACGGGAAAAAGGCUUUAUUGGACUACGCUGCAGACGCAAAAGCCGCCAGAACUGAGCACUGA